AUGUCAGCUACUAAUAGCACAGUUAUUUCAGCACUAAGCACUCGCAUUACUCUAGCAUUUUUCAUGAGCUUACUAGCUUUUGCUAUAAUGCUAGGAAAUGCCAUGGUCAUUUUAGCUUUUCUGGUGGACAAAAGCCUUAGACAUCGAAGUAACUAUUUUUUCCUUAACUUGGCCAUUUCUGACUUCUUUGUUGGUGCAAUCUCUAUUCCUUUGUACAUUCCUUACAGGAUGUUUGAUUGGAACUUUGGAAAUAAAACCUGUGUAUUUUGGCUCAUUAUUGACUAUCUUUUGUGUACAACAUCUGUGUAUAACAUUGUACUCAUCAGCUAUGAUCGAUACCAGUCAGUCUCGAAUGCUGUAUAUUACAGAGCUCGACACACUGGGAUCCUGAAGAUGGUGGCUCUGAUGCUGUCCGUCUGGGUGCUGGCCUUCUUUGUGCAUGGGCCGGCAAUUCUGUUUUCACAGUCUUGGAAGAUUGGGGAGAACUGUGAGCCAGGGUUCUUUUCCGUGUGGUAUAUCCUUGUCAUCACGUCACUCUUAGAAUUCCUGCUCCCUAUCUUCUCUGUGGCUUAUUUCAACAUGUACAUUUACUGGAGCCUCUGGAAGCGUUGUAAUCUCAGUAGGUGGCAAAGCCAUCCUGACCUCAUGUCUCCGGUCUCUCCCUGUAACUGUGGACUGCCAUUGAAGUGCGGACUGUUUUCAAGGACAUCUCUUCCAGAACCUAAGGAAGCAGUGAUGUCCCUUCGUUCUGAGAGGCAGGGAAGAAAGAACAGUCUCUUGUUUUCUUUAAGAGCCCAGAUGAACUGCAAUGUAAUUGCUUCCAAAGUGAACUCCCUCUCCCAUUCAGAUUCUCUGGCUCUUCGCCAAAGGGAACAUCUUGAGCUCCUCAAAGCCAGGAAAUUAGGCAAGUCACUGGCCAUUCUCUUAGGUAUUUUUACCUUUUGCUGGGCCCCCUUUACUCUGUUCUCAAUUGUUCGUUCAACUUACUCCCAAGAUCAACGAUGUCAAACAGUGGCUUAUGAAAUCACAUUUUGGCUUCAGUGGUUGAAUUCCCUUGUCAAUCCUUUUUUAUAUCCACUGUGUCACAAGCAUUUUCAGAGGGCUUUCUUGAAAAUGUUUUGUGUGAAAAAGCAAAGCUCACAAAGCUCACCAUCACAUAAGCAGUCAACGUCCUCUUAAAGCUAAUUUUAUCACUUACAGCAAUCUUAGUCUUAACCUCACCUAUAUGGUUUUGAUCUGGCCUUCAUCUUGCCCUUUCUACUCCACCAAAAAGCCCAUAAAAUCAAAGCACUUGAAAACUUAAAAAAAGAAUCAGAACCUGAAAGUUCAUGGAAAAUUAUUCUGGUGAAUAGUAACAGUUUAAUUAAAAAUUGAUGAUGACAUUUUUGUAAACUCAUAGGCACAAAAGCACUGUAGUUUUCUUAGUCAUCACCUUUUUCUGUCUUUUAGAUCUAGGUCGCACAUUAGUGGUGAAGUGAAGAGCUAUUUCUUUCCAAGUUCAGUGUUUGCUACAGUCUUAAGUGAAUUUCCCUUUUUAUUUUAUAGUGAUGAAAACUUGUCAGGUUUUGAAACCAUUCCCUAAAGUAUGCAACAGAAAAUGGACUAUAUUGUCCUCUUUGCUGGGUGGUCGACUCUGCUGUGAUCACUGGGCAGGCGAGUUGGGUCUGCGUUGGCUGGAGCAGGGAGAUUGGGUGCUCCCAGAUGGAAGGGAGGAGGGCAUGGGUACUUCCAGACUGUGCUCCAGAUCCCAAAAAAGAAGGAAGUGCGAGGUAGUGGAGGAAAGAGCAGGUAACUGUGGCUCCCAAAGGUCCUCAGUGGAGUUAUCUCAGAGGCCCUGGCAGGAGAGGGUGAGGGACAGGCAGUGGACACCUGUCUACGUCUCCCAGGUCGGACAUCAUGAAACUUCUCGGUGAGAAAAUGUGGAAGAAAGAGAAAGGCUAAGAGAUGGCAAAAGGACUAUCUACUUCAACCUGAUGUACCUGGUAUGACAUGCACAGAACCUGUAGUUAUCAAUAACGAUUUAUCGGAUAUAUUUCUGUAUUUGAUGUCUAAUUGGCAUGCCUGAUACUUUACUGACAACGAGAUUAAGUCCUUCAUUAUGCAGAUGGUGUAGGUUAUACCUUACCAAUGAGUCACAUUUUAUUAGUGUGGUGACAUUUUGUUCUUUUCGUCAUUAUUAAUUGUUCCUUUUUUUUUUUUCAAUGUUCUUUGCUGUCUUUGUCAUAACAUUUCAUUUUGAUUUCACAGUACAUUUCAUCUCUUGUUAGAUUUUAGCAGUUCCUGCUGUAACUUCUCAGAGUUGUUAUUACAGUUUAGUCAUUUUCAUAUUUCUUAGACCUCUUAAACCUUUGAUUAAUUUGAAACACUAAAAUAUGAAAAUCCUUUAAGUAGGUAAAUGCUCAGAAAUGCAUGUAAUUUUUACAUACACUUUUGCUUUGCACUGAGUUCGAACUAGGAGACACAUGUUUAACAUUUAGUAGUAGUUUUUAAAAUUGGAGAAAUAAACCCUCAUAAAUGUACACAUUUUUAUAAAGUUGCUACUUGUCAGCUGUUGGUUUUAACAUCUAUAAAUUAGUAGUGGAUUUCACAUGACCACUGGUGGCUUGAAUGUUCAUUGAAUGGUGUGGCCCCAUGAAAACUUUUUUCAGUUGAACCUUGGAGAAACACACCUAAAUAUUCACAUACAUUUUCUAAAAUACAAAAAAAUAUAUAUGGUAUUUCAUUCAAUCUAAGAUGUUUUCAAUGUACAAUAUACUGUUAUUUAGUUUACCACUAUAAAAGAGGAAAUUCUGCAAAUUUUCUAUGAAACAAUACUUUAAAAAAUCACAUUGAUAGAAAGUCCCAUUCUAAUUUCAGAGUUGUUGAAAGGGAGCAAUUUUUGUCUUAGAAGUGAUGAAAUACGAUAUGUGUAUGAUGAAUGAACAGAACAGGCAUAAUCCUCUAUAAAAUGAGAGUUUGAAUAAAUAAUUUUGGUGGUACUUUCAUGGAUUUGUUAAAUUUUUUAUUGAGUCUAUUAUGUGUCAGCUAAUUAUUGCAAAGAUGCCUGUGAACCUUGCCAAUAAAAUCCUGGGGUAGGUAUUUUACUUUGCGGUUCUUUUAAUACAAUGCCACAGGUAGCACAUAGGUGGUCAGUAGACACUUAUUGAAAAGGUAUUUUAGGCAUUUUCCUUAAAAAUGGAAUGUAAAUUCCAGUUUUUAAAUCCAAGUCUUUUAAAUGUGCACUGGAAGAACUUUAG
This is a messenger RNA of Manis javanica (Malayan pangolin), 3236 nucleotides long. RefSeq names its product histamine receptor H4 (gene HRH4). Gene Ontology annotation, biological process: chemical synaptic transmission; adenylate cyclase-inhibiting G protein-coupled acetylcholine receptor signaling pathway; positive regulation of cytosolic calcium ion concentration. Gene Ontology annotation, molecular function: G protein-coupled serotonin receptor activity; G protein-coupled acetylcholine receptor activity; histamine receptor activity. The record is from RefSeq and is a predicted model, not a curated record. Lineage: Eukaryota; Metazoa; Chordata; Mammalia; Pholidota; Manidae. Gene Ontology annotation, cellular component: plasma membrane; synapse; dendrite.